AGGCUUCACGGACAAGGCCGCCUGCGUCUUCCAGGCCGCCGAGGCCGAGCUGAGGUCGCGCGUCGGCUGGGCCUGCAAGAAGGAGGCGCCGGACCGAGCGGCUUCCAGCAGCGACGUCGCAGGAGCGCCUCCGGGCGAGGCGCCCCUGGCUGACGGCGGCGCGCCGGCCCCUGGCAGGCUGCUCAGAGGCGCGACGCAGCCGAUCGUGACCGACGGUCUGGAGGUUCCGUCCACGGCCCUCCGCCGCGGCACAGGCACUCCCGGCGGCGGCGAGGGCGCCUCGUGCACGCUCCGGCGCGGGGAGGAGGCCAGGCGGCUGCCCUGGCGCCCGCGUUCGCUGAGCAGCGACCAGCCGCAGGAGGCGCUCGAUGCCAAGUCCCCGAGCAAGGCGCCCGCAGCGAGGGGCGAGGCCGCGGAGCCGGCGCCGCCGGCCAGCGCGCCCGGCCGCGCCGGCGGCGGCUACUUCACGGGCGACGACCCCGCCCCCGAGGAGGAGCCGUUCCCGGCCAGAAGGCUCGCGCUCCUGGCCUUCGGCUGCCUGGCCCUGCUGGCCACCGGCCACGCCACCGGCGCCGUGGAGAAGCUGGACGCGGAGCACAUUGGGAGCAUGGUGCGAGGGGCCGGAGUCUUCGGCUGCCUGGUGGUGGCGGCGGUGAUGUCGCUCGGGGAGCUGGUGCACGUCCCCGCGGGGGACGGUUGGGUCGUCUACGGCGCUUGCAUCAUGAUUUAUGGCAAGGCCGUCGGCUUCUUGGUGGGAUGGUUUGCCGCGAUCACCAGCGUCACGUUCUCCUUCUUCGUGGUUCGGGCGGUUGGCGGUAAGAGCUUCUCGCAGAUCAAGAGCAAGAGGAUUCGGGCUGUCCUGGCCCAGCUGGACAAGAGGCCGCCCAGUCUCCAACCUGCAACAAUCAUGCAAGCUCGAACUAUACCGACCUGUCGGCGCCAGCAUCUGAAACGUGUUACGUACGUGCGAUCUUUGUUGCCGAUCCGUUUUGCUCG
Molecule: messenger RNA, 996 nt
Organism: Prorocentrum cordatum
Lineage: Eukaryota; Dinophyceae; Prorocentrales; Prorocentraceae
Source: the annotation of a GenBank genome assembly